Molecule: messenger RNA, 347 nt
Organism: Dipodomys spectabilis (banner-tailed kangaroo rat)
Lineage: Eukaryota; Metazoa; Chordata; Mammalia; Rodentia; Heteromyidae
Gene: CUNH3orf85
Product: chromosome unknown C3orf85 homolog
Exons: 4
Coding region: 53-325 (90 amino acids)
Source: RefSeq, a predicted model, not a curated record
CACAUCAAGGAAGAACCUCUCUCUGGUUUCAGCUUUCAAGGUUUUCAGGAUCAUGGCCUAUAAAAUUCUUCAAGUAGCCCUGUGCUCAACCUUGCUCAUAGAAGUUUUAGGAGCACCAUUUUUGUUGGAAGACCCUGCAAACCAGUUCCUUCGUCUCAAAAGACAUGCAUAUUCGCAAGAUGGCUGGGAUCCAGAUCACAGUCCUAAUGGAUGGAGACUCACACUGGCUGACCAGGCUCAGGAAAUAUGGGCUUCUUUGAAAACAAUUGUACAUUAUUAUUUGGACAUGAAUACCUUCACUUUUGAUAUAUCCAGUACCCAGUAAAUAUACUUUGCUAGACAAAGCC